Neurospora hispaniola is the source of this 1464-nucleotide messenger RNA. RefSeq lists its product as uncharacterized. NCBI's taxonomy places the organism in Eukaryota, Fungi, Ascomycota, Sordariomycetes, Sordariales, Sordariaceae. Bases 410 to 1246 code for a protein of 278 amino acids. The transcript is spliced from 2 exons. The record is from RefSeq and is a predicted model, not a curated record.
UUAUAAUCUUAUCCAGAGGUCUCCCUGCACGGUUCUGCCCUGGGCUCAGAUGCCUGUGAAUAUCUACCUCUAGGUCGACUUCUGCAGAGCACUGAAAACUUGGGGAAGGUGUUAACAGCCCUGCCAAGAUUCAUGGACCAGACCUAAGAUGGUCAAGGGAACCGUCCUGGUACCUCUUAUCAAAGUAUAUUGGGACUGGAAUGCCCCCGGACAACGUCGGUGCCUGGAGAGACCAAACGAGACAAAGCAUGGGGUGAUUCAUGGGAAUAAGUGAUUAAGUGUAUGGGAGGCGCUGCCGUUUGAUCAGUCUCUCUACACACCUCAAUCUUUCCCUGCACGCGUUCUCAAUGUUCUCUUCCAACGUCGUAAACCUCGUAUUAAGUGGCUAGUAUACGCCUUCUAUGCAACAAUGCGGUCCUCUUCCAUUCCCUCUGUGCUUCCUGCACUUCUUCUCGCCGUGCCGCUGGUGAGCGCACACCCUAGCGCAAACUCCGUCGUGGGUUCUCUGUUUGCGCGCGCCGACGAUGGUUACGAAAACACCGUCUGCCGGCCUCCGGUAAAGGAGGGAUCCGACAACACCAUUCCUCCAUGCAGCAGUCUCGAGAACAUCGAGUACCAGUGCGCCCCCAACGGAACCUCACCCAUUGCUCUGGAGGCUCAUAAGCAAUGCAUGUGCGGCGGCUCCUUCUUCACCGAAUGGCCCUUCUGCCAACAAUGUCUCAACGUCCACGGCCUGCGCUCCGAGCGUGACGUCAAGCGCUACACCGAGGUGCUCUCCUCCGUGGAAGCCAUUCUGUGCGACGCGCGGGCCACCCCGACGGCCAUCUUCGCCGAUAUUUUCACCAGCGUGGCCUACGAGGUCCCGGAGCCGACUGACGGCGCCACCGUCAGCAGCGACCAAGCCGUGAGCAAGACGGACAUCAGCUACUACAUGACUACCACGAUCAGCCAGGGUCCCGGGAAAAUCACGGGCUCGGCGUUGAGUGCUACUGCUACUGAUGCGCCGUUAGCGCCGCAGACUACGAAUUCGGGUGGGGAUGGUGGUGAUAACAACGAUGGGAAGACCACUAGUACUACUAGAGGACCUUGUACCGUAACCACGAGCUCAUCGGCUAGCGGUGCUAGCAGCGUGGCUGCUGAAACCUCCUCGAAGCAUAAUGGUGCUGCAGGAAUAAAGGCCGAUAUCACGGGUAUCUUUGGUGUUGCUGCUGCGAUGGCGGUUGCUGUGAUACUUCAUGUGGAAUAAAAGGAUUUGAUGAUGAUAAUAAUAAUGAUGAGACGAAACGGGGGAACCCCGGUGGGGACGGAUGAUGUGCGUCAUCUCUUUGAAUAACGACUGAGGCCAUGUCAGACUAUUCAUUACGAAACUCACAGUUAUAUGAUGCAUUCACCUCCUCUGAAGAGUCACCAAGCUAUUGGCAGUAAGAAAAGGGACAUGAAGAUGCAAGAGCGACCAAUAUCAGA